UCUGGUGGGAGCCACUCACCAGCAGAGGGCACUGUAGGGAGGGGGUUUUCUCUUUCUUUGUCCCCUCCCUUCUAGACUCAGACUGACUUCUGGGAUCCUCAGCUAUUCCUCCAGGAGCUCAGCUGGACUUUGCCAAUAGAUAGGGACAGACUCCCUCACCCCUCUUUAGGGCUCUGGGAGGCAAGUCAUUGCCGGGAAGCUCCGGGCCACUCCUGCCCGGAUUCCCCGCCCACCUCUCCUUGUCUGCUGGCCUGGUGACCUGGUCCGGCUGAUUUCCCAGAGAAGGAACUACUGUUCCUGGGCAAGCCAACAGCCUCUGGGAGCACCUACACGGUAAGUUCACAGGUUCCUGUGAGCUACCUUCUGACCUUUCUGGCAAUAGGUGGGGCCUAAAGAAACAGGGCUUUAUCAUCUGCAAAUGCUUUCCCCAUGAUCUCAUGCCAUCCUCGCAAUCACCUUGAGCGGUCCUUGGCCUUGGCUGGCCCAGGGGUGCAGGGGAACUGGCAGCAUCAAGGGACCACGCGGAUGUGCUCUGAUGAGAGUGCCUUCCAACCGGCCCGGUUCCUACUGCUGGUGGGUGUCCCGGUGGCGAGUGCCCUCCUUCUGGUCCAGUGCCUUCGAUGGCACUGUCCUCGCUGGCUGCUGGGGGCCUGCUGGAAGCUGGAUAGCCAAGAGGAGCCAGUAGCCCAUCCCACUCCCCUACCGGAAAAUGAGUCCUCAAGGCAGUGUGCACCGGCCACACUGCCAGAGAUGGCCGCCUUCUACCAGGAACUGCACACACCCACUCAAGGCCAGACCAUCAUCCGUCAGCUGAUGCACAAGUUGUUGGUGUUCUCGGCUCGAGAGGUGGAUCACCGUGGUGGCUGCCUGAUGCUCCAGGAUAUGGGCAUCUCUCUGCUCAUCCCACCAGGAGCUGUGGCUGUGGGCCGCCAGGAGAGGGUGUCCCUGAUCCUGGUGUGGGACUUGCUGGAUGCCCCAUCACUGUCCCGAGCCCAGGGGCUGGUGAGCCCUGUGGUGGCGUGUGGCCCCCAUGGGGCCUCCUUCCUGAAGCCCUGCACCCUCACAUUCAAGCACUGUGCCCAGGAGCCCAGCCAUGCUCGUACCUACAGCAGCAACACAACUCUGCUCGAUGCCAAGGCCUGGAGGCCCCUGGGGCGGCCUGGGGCCCACACCUCCAGGGACGAGUGUCGUAUCCAGCUCUCCCACUUCAGUCUCUACACCUGUGUGCUGGAGGCGCCUGCGGGCCGGGACGCCCGCAAAUGGCUGCAGCUGGCUAUCUUCUGCUCACCGCUGGCACCAGGGCAGUCCCACCUGCAGCUGCGCAUCUACUUUCUCAACAACACACCCUGCGCCCUGCAGUGGGCCGUGACCAAUGAGCAGCCCCAUGGGGGGCGCCUGCGUGGGCCCUGCCAGCUCUUCGACUUCACAGGGGCCCGCGGGGACCAGUGCCUGAAGCUCAAGUACAUCUCUGAGGGUUGGGAGAAUGUGGAUGAGAGCAGUUGCCAGCUGGUUCCCCAGCUCCACAUCUGGCAUGGAAAGUGCCCCUUCCGUUCCUUCUGCUUCCGGAGAAAAGCAGCCAAUGAGAAUGAUGACUGCUCCACACUUACCAGUGAGAUCAUCGUCACCAUGCACACUUUCCAGGAUGGCUUGGAGACCAAGUACAUGGAAAUCCUCAGAUUCCAGGCAUCAGAGGAAGAGUCCUGGGCGGCUCCACCCCCUGUCUCUCAACCGCCCCCGUGCAACAGGCUGCCCCCAGAACUCUUUGAGCAACUGCAGAUGUUGUUGGAACCGAACAGCAUCACGGGCAAUGACUGGCGUCGGCUGGCCUCCCACCUGGGGCUCUGCGGCAUGAAAAUCCGAUUCCUGUCCUGCCAGCGCAGCCCUGCCGCAGCCAUCCUGGAGCUAUUCGAGGAGCAGAACGGCAGCCUGCAGGAGCUGCACUACCUCAUGACCGUCAUGGAGCGGCUGGACUGCGCCUCGGCCAUCCAGAACUACCUGAGCGGGACGCACAGCGGUAGCCCGGCGCCGGUCCGCGGGGGCGCCCAGGAGAACCAGGGCCUGGAGCUGGACGAGAAGCUCUGAGCGCUCCCAGGCGGCGGGGCGGGCCGCAGUCCGCAGCACUCUGGGCCCCGGGGGGGCCCCUGACAUUGAGGAAGAAUGCACCAGGUGCUCCUGGUCCUGCCCUUCCAUCUCAUCAGAACCCUGCGACAGUUGCCUGCGGCCACCGCGAAGCCCUGGUGCUGUUCAUUGCCCGCCUCCUCCACAAUUGCGACCCGCUUGGUCCUGCGAACAGGUCCCAUCCUGGCCGGCAGGGGGCGCAGGAGCCCAGCAGAUGGUCAGGCCUGCCUGGCCUCCGGGAAACUCCUUGACCAGUGUGGACUGGGAGACUGCUCUGUUGGCACUCCUUGCGGACUGGCCAGUCCACUGGGAUUCACUGAGCGCUUCGUGACACCCAGCAUCGGAGUGGGUAUCACGGGGAAUCCUGGGGUAGAGGAGAUGGGGCUUGGAGCUUGACAAACAUGCAGUCUCUUUUGGGAGUCAAGAUGCACCCACGGGCUGAGGGUCAACGCCAAAAGGACAGUGCCCUGUGGUUAGGACAUGUGGGCAUGGGAUGAACAGAUGUGUGUUAGGAGCUGAGAGGGGAGGCAGCAUAGUGUGGGCUGGAGCAGUGAGAAGGCUUCAUGGAGGAUGCUGGAGGGACAGUAGGGACAGUAAGGAGUGGUUCAGCCAUCUUUGGGUGAGGCCAGAAGGGGAUGGUGGCUGGACUUACAGUAGAAGCCAGAAGUGAGCAUGGGUGCUGAGGUAUUAAGGAGCUGCCUAGUGGGUGUGAUGGGAGGGGAGGACCAGGGUUCAAGGUCAGCCGUGCCUGACUGUCCACCCCUCUCCUUUGUCUUCCUUUGACUCUGCCUUCCCAUCCUUGCCUCGUCUUCCUCUCUGCUAUUAUUUCCAUCAUAAAACAUCAAAAUGGAAAAGAAACUUCAAGAUGAACGCUCGUGCCCAAUAUUUUUAACUGGAACUGUGUGAGUUUUCAGUCUCUCUGUCUUCAUUUUGCUGCCACCAUUUCGUGCAGCCUCUGCAUCCCUGAAUCUGUCUCCCUGUUACUCUCUGUCUUAGCAUCUUCCCGACCCUGCAGAGUCACUGUGCCUGCCUUUGAGGGUUUCCUUUACUCCGUGAACACCGCAGUCCUUCCCCUCAGGCAGCUUUAAACCAGUGUUAUGUAUCAAAAGCAAUGAAAAGACCCUGGGCUACCCUAUGAAUAAGGGGAGAGGAUUUUACCCCAUGAAUCAAGAUCCAGUUUAGGGUCAGGAAAUAAACAAUGGGGAUUAAAGAAUACACCAUUCAGUCAGUGAAUAUUUAUUUACCCCCUACUAUGUGUUAGACUCUGAAUAGGAAAGAGAUUAGUGGGCUGGGGCCUGGGAAGAGAAUAAAGGAUUUGACUCAAUUCUAGUAAUACUUUUGUUUGCA
This is a messenger RNA of Mustela erminea (ermine), 3465 nucleotides long. It is a transcript of the gene UNC5CL, whose product is annotated as unc-5 family C-terminal like. Gene Ontology annotation, molecular function: protein binding; netrin receptor activity. The coding region runs from base 430 to 2082 and encodes 550 amino acids. Gene Ontology annotation, cellular component: membrane. Lineage: Eukaryota; Metazoa; Chordata; Mammalia; Carnivora; Mustelidae. The transcript is spliced from 10 exons. The record is from RefSeq and is a predicted model, not a curated record. Gene Ontology annotation, biological process: positive regulation of canonical NF-kappaB signal transduction; netrin-activated signaling pathway; positive regulation of JNK cascade.